Molecule: messenger RNA, 2141 nt
Organism: Poeciliopsis prolifica (blackstripe livebearer)
Lineage: Eukaryota; Metazoa; Chordata; Actinopteri; Cyprinodontiformes; Poeciliidae
Gene: pef1
Product: penta-EF-hand domain containing 1
Exons: 5
Coding region: 45-833 (262 amino acids)
Biological process (GO): COPII vesicle coat assembly
Molecular function (GO): calcium ion binding
Source: RefSeq, a predicted model, not a curated record
GGAUGUGUUUUUGAAGCAGGAAGUGAAGAGUUGUCAAACAAAUCAUGAGUUUUCACUACGGACAGGGGUAUCCAAGAGGAGGACACCCACCUCAAGGUAACCCAUAUGGUGGAGGUCAGGGAGGCUAUGGGGGUCACCCUGGAGGUGGAACAGGCCCCACUGGGGGCCCAUAUGGGGGUUAUGGAGCUCCAGGUUAUGGUGGGCAAUAUGGGCAUGGACCUAGUGGCGCGCCUGGGGGUUACGGAGGACAGCCUUAUGGAGGACAGCCUUACGGAGGACCUAACCAAUACAACGCUCCUGCAGGUAACAUCCCUCCUGGUGUAAACCCGGAGGCGUACCAGUGGUUCUACAGCAUCGACGCCGACCGGAGCGGCUUCAUCAACUCGAAGGAGCUGAAACAGGCCAUGAUCAACGCCAACUGGUCCCACUUCAACGACGAGACCUGUCUCAUGAUGAUCAAUAUGUUUGACAAGACGCGGUCGGGUCGGGUAGACUUGUUUGGGUUCUCAGCGCUGUGGGAUUACAUACAGCAGUGGAGGGCUUUGUUUCAGCAGUAUGACAGGGACCGCUCCGGAUCCAUCAGUGGCACAGAGCUGCACCAAGUUUUAACUCAGAUGGGCUACAAGCUCAGCCCCCAGUUUUCCGAGAUGCUGGUGCAGCGCUUCGGCGGGAGGGGCGGCCCCCGCGGCAUCCAGCUGGACGGCUUCAUCCAGGCGUGCACGCAGCUCCAGAGCAUGACGCAGGUGUUCAGGGAGCGAGACACCGGCAUGACGGGCAACGUCCGCCUCAGCUACGAGGACUUUCUCGCCAGUGCCGUCGUCAGGCUGAUGUGAGCACGGCUUCGCCAGCGAGCCCCGCUCACAGCCGUUAGGAAGGCGCGCCGUCAUUUGGCGCACGGGUCGACGGCCGCUCGGAUUUUUCCCAUGCGUCGCCAGAGGUGCCUCCCUCACCCACCCACCCACCCACCCUUUGCGGUAUAUUCAGCAAAGUGUUGGGGUCGCUGCCACACUUUGGCUUGGCAGCGACUGCUACAUUUUAUUUAACGGUUAGAAACCUGACGUUGCACUCCGAAUGAGGCGCAGAAGCUUUACUGGCACAUUCACUGCGUGACGUGGUUUCUAAUGACCAAGGAUAAUGGUUAUAGUUAGAGAAGUUGUUUUUUUGGGGUUUUUUUUAAACUUUUGUUUUUUUCCAAAAAAAAAGUGGGGUUAUAAAUGUGUGGUUGAAUUUGAGUUAAUAUGUAAUUACAAGUGACAGGAUCAUUACAGUUAUUAGAUCUGUUGUCACACUGAGGCCUUUCAGUUUAAUCAGGCCUUUUCCAACUAAAUCAGUAAAAAAAACUUUUUUUUUUUCUUUUUUUUCUCACUCUGUUUAACACAUUAAUCAAAUAUUUCUUUGUACAACUGUACAGAAGACUAUGCAGUAGAUAAAAAUAUUAUGGACUUUCUGAAAUUGACAAAAUUGUGUGCAAAGUAUGAGUUUUUGGAGUUUAGUGCAAAGACAAUAUGAAAAAUAUAUAUUUUUUCCAUAGUCAUGAGUUUUGCUAAAUGAUUUGUGAUGCUAAUAAAAUGUUUCGCCAUUUGUAUACAUUCUUGAUCUUAUUUACUAACCUGAUAAGCAUACAAAGCAACUGGAAUCAAUUUUUUUAUUGUUUUUCUGGUGAUUUUAACAGGAUAAUUUGGCUGCCACUAAAAUAAUGACAUGCCAAUCAAUUUUCACCGGUUUUGCUCUGAUUGGCAGAUCAACACCGAGAGCUUAAUGCUCCUAAAUCUGGACAUAGUUAUAAUUUCAAGAAAAAACAUCAACCAAGCUUGAUAUCUGUAGAUGCAAAAAGGACAGCAAGCAAGCAUGGUUGGUGCUUUUCUCCAGGUUUGACAUAUGGGUCUGUGUUCAAAAACAGUUGGGCUAAGCUCAGUAUGCCUAUUAUAAUGAGUUGGUUUUGUAAAAGCUUUGAAGAAUAGUGACUGUCUAAACCUUAUUCUGGAGAAAUAUGCCACGAUUGACACCUGAUCUCAGGAUUAAAAAUGCUCACGAUUUUGACAGAAAGUUGAGUCUGACCCUAUCUGAAAGUAAAUAUGCACAUAAAGUUACUUUUUUCUUUUUGUCAGUGAAGUCGAGUGAAUAAACAAAAUGAAUACGCA